CGGAGAGAGGGAAGCAUGUGAGGUAUAGGAGGAACUGUGCUGGGUAUGGCAGCCGUACCUUCUUUCGACCGUGGAUACACCUCGUUCGUACCGGGCGAAACGUCGCGCUUUGAUGGAUUGAAAUGACACCUCGAAAGAACGGCAAAGACAGGGAGGCGCUCGAAACACUCGGAGAUGCAUGCACAAACUCACGGGGGAAGACAAAGGGGCUCGUAAGUCCCGUAUCGAUGGGGGAGGGGGAGAGGAAAGAAUGAAAGAGGGGGAGGGGGCCGAGGGAAAGCAAGGAAACCAAGCACCUGAGAGGAAAGGGAUGAGAACAGCAAUUGGUGGGGUUCUUGAUGAGGGCCUCUUCUUCUCUGAAAGUAGACGAUGCUGCGCGAAGGUAGGGAAGCAGGCCAUCCGUUCAAGCGCACCAAGGACCUUUCCCCAAUGAAUAAGCAUCAUCAUUAGCGAUGGCGACGGUGAAAUAACGUGUGCGCGGAAAAAUCGAUGUUCUUCCGGUUGCUUGUCGGAGGCUUGUCUCCAUUCUCCUCCCCUUCUUCCUCGCUCUCCUUCAUUGCUCUCACAUGUUCAUCAAGUCAUCAGUGUCGGCGCUGCCUCACCCGAAUCGACUCAAGAGUGCGCAGGGAGCUCCGCGGCUUGUCACGUCGUAGGUGCAGCGCCACUGUUUGCAGAGUUGGGGAAGAUUCGGAAAAGGAUGCACGCACGUAGAGUCACAGCAGGCAUAUGCGACCUGCGACGAUCCUUUCUGCCACAGCCGUUCGUCGCGGGAGGUUUCAACACCUCCGUUCCGCUUAAUAAUCAGCCGCUGGAAUCGUGUUUGGCGUGCUUCUGACGCUCCUCAUUCCCCUGCUCCUGCUGCUGAGACGCGCAGAAACUCCGGGUUGGAUGAUCAUCGAUGUGGCCGCUGUCAUCCGUCCGUCCAAACCGCUUACGCGUCGUUCAUGCUCGAAACGGGCACGGCAAGAUAAGAGGGAGUAAUUGGCUAACUCGUUGGCAUAGUCGACCGGAGGGCAGUGAAUGAGAAGCGGGCCAACCCCACCGUUGAGACUGGCGGUCUUCCUCUGGUUCUGUUCGCCAUCGUCGCCGCGAGUUGAAGGUCCGACUGCUAACGUGCUCUUUUCCGCCGUUAUUGUCAGUGGCGUCGACGCCGACUCCGCCCCUCCUCCCUCUGUCCAUGUCUGCGCUUAUCUCCUCGAAAAGUCCACGAACAAGAAGAACCCGGGGAAUCAAAGUUCGCUCCCUGGCUGCGCUCACAUGCAUUGUUUUCUCCGUCUAUCUCCGUCUUUCUCUCUCUCUCUCUCUCUCCCUCUCUCUCUUUCCUUGUCAAGCAGAAAGUCAUCCUGCUCCCGAUUGCCGGUUAGCAGCUGCCGACGCGUGGAGUCUUCAUUAUCCUGCUUUUUCUAUUUUCUAUCUCUUCUGCUAGCACUGGUACGAGCAUUACAACGAAGUACGGGCUAGACCAUCGGGUUAAAAUUUUGUCUGCUCGGAGGAUCGACUGGUGCUGAGUGACUAAUUUGUUAUUAUGAAUAGAUGGAAACUCUGAGCGUGCCAUCCCCAUCCCAGGUGCAGCAGAAUCAAGGGCGGGAUCGACUGCGCUCGGCGGAGAGCGAUAUUCUAACAGCAGCGACAGCGGCCGCCGCUGCCGCCGCCGCCGCUGCGGUCGCCGCUGCAGCAGCCAUAGCGGGGGACUCGACCACGACGGGGAGUCUGAUGAAUGCUCAAGAGGUAAGCAACUCUCAGUCGGACACGGAGUCUCUCGGAAGGGCGACGUAUGGGGGACAAAGCAUCACAAGUCUGGAAAGUGUCAACAAUGGUUCCUCGGAGAAGGGUUCAUCCUUGUCGGCCACUACUUCUUCGGCUGCAGGAGGAACGGUUGUCAAUCUCCCUCAACAUCAGCAACAUCAGCAGCAACACAAGCCUCCACGUCCUUCCUCUUCACAUGCGCAGUCCUCUCAUCCGGUGGGUGAAUCUGUGAGUAGACAGUCGUUCAGAGAAAAUAACAACAAUAUGGGCACGGCGGUUCAUUCGUCCGAUGUUUCUAACGUUCUUCAGGCAAACGGAAGGAUUGAUCACGGCGAUGACGACGGCGAAAUCAACGGUGGGGCAAUGGACAAUCGCAGUGAGAUGAGUAAUGACAGUAUGCGGGAGCUGGAAGAUUUACUGACGAAGUUAAAUCCCUUGGCUAAGGAGUUCGUGCCCCCCUCUCUACGAGCUGUCGGUGUCGGUCCCCACUCCGUCCAGCAGCAUGCCGAAGGCGGAUCAUCAUCGUCUUCGUCAUCGUCAAUGAAUGCUAGAGGGAACACAGCAACUGCUCCAAGCGGCCAAGUCCAAAGAAAGAAAAAGAACGGAUACAGCAGCGGAGGAAGGAGACGAAGCUCCAGAACAAGCAGAGCUCAGCAAGAGGAUAGUGUGAGGAGGACUGUAUAUGUCUCUGACAUUGACCAGCAGGUGACAGAAGAGCAGCUGGCAUCCCUCUUCAUCUCAUGUGGACAGGUUGUGGACUGCAGGAUGUGUGGAGAUCCAAACUCAGUGCUUCGCUUUGCCUUUGUUGAGUUCACAGAUGAAGCUGGUGCUCGAAAUGCUUUGCAGUUGGCAGGAACGGUGCUUGGGUUUUACCCUGUAAGAGUUCUUCCGUCCAAGACAGCAAUUGUCCCAGUCAACCCGACAUUUCUUCCGAAGUCAGAAGUUGAGAGGGAGAUGUGCGCAAGAACCAUCUAUUGUGCAAAUAUUGACAAGAAGGUGGGCCAAGUCUUGCUUCCUGCAUGGGUAUCUGGCUCAGCCACCUGGCAACCAUUCACGACGUCCAGGUCGAUCUCUUGGGAAGAGUUAACGAGGCUAUGGAAGAAGCGGUUCAUCGUGGACGACGCCCCGACACUCGCCAUCAACCGCCUCUUCGCCAUGACGCAAGGCAACACAUCGACACGCAACUGGCUCACGGAAUGGCAAAAGAUCGCGGCAACGCCCGAUCUCGAAUUGCCAUUUUUGCAUCUGCGCCGAGAGUUUUACAGCCGGUUAUGUGCCGCCUUGAGCCUUGCACUUGGUGAUCGCGAGCAAUACACGACCUUCGCUGAAAUCAUCGACAAGGCAAGGGAGAUCAUCAAGACUAACAGGGCGGUUGCACAUGAGAAGUCAGCGUGGCAGCCAACCUAUGUGGAGAAAGGAAAAUUAGGUUUGCGGCCGCGGCAUGUCACUGCAGUCCAACCGGACAACAUUGUGGAAGAACCGGCAGCCACCCAAGCAUCACGUGAGGGAGACCAGGUGGCCGUUGUCCAGCCGCGAAGCAACAACUCCCGAGGAAAAGGGAAGGCGAAAACUGCAUCGCCGGCCGAAAACGGACAGCCAGCACCAUGGGUCACUUCGCCGCCAUCUAUCGUCGGGGAUUCGACGACAUGGUCAGGACUUGAAGAGCUCGACCCGUUGACGUUUGCGGACUUCCAAUGGACGCCCCUUCCCCCGUCCGGUCGAUUGCCGAAACCGCAUUGCAACGUCCUCAUGGCACGAUUGCGGGAUUACUUGCACACUGCAGUACCAACUCCGUUGAUGGACGCCGGAGUAGAGGUUGUCGACCUUCAUGACUACGUUGCAAAGAUCGAUCGCGAGUUCAAGACACAACGCUGCCACGUGGUGUCCGCCGCAAGCAUUCGAGCUUCCAUCAUCAGGGAUGACAUCGAGGAGAUGGGGGUGUGUUUUCUCCACGCCCUCCCGCCCCAAGACAUUCCAUCGACGGACUCACCACCGGACCCACGCAUCAUCGAGCUUCUCGACGCCUACGGCGACGUGUUCGAAGCCCCGCACGGAGUAGUACCGGAUCGGCCCAUCCGCCACGAGAUCAUCCUCGAGGCCGGGGCCGUACCACCGCGUGGUAGCAUCUAUCGCAUGAGCGAGGAAGAGUUAAGUGUGCUACGGGCACAAGUCGACGACCUUCUCGAGAAAGCCUGGAUUCGGCCUAGCUCUUCGCCAUUCGGUGCCCCCGUUCUCUUUGUCCAGAAGAAAAACAAGGAUUUGCGGUUGUGCAUCGAUUAUUGCAAGCUCAAUGCGCAAACCGUCAAGAACGCCGACCCUCUUCAGCGCAUCGACGACCUCGAACGCAAUAUGGGCGGCGCAAAAUUAUUCUCCAAGCUUGACCUCAAAUCGGGAUAUCACCAACUCGAGAUCCGGCUGGAGGACCGCUACAAGACCGCGUUUAAAACGCGAUAUGAGCAUUUCGAAUGGCUGGUUAUGCCUUUUGGCCUUACGAAUGCCCCGACCACAUUCCAAGCGGCCAUGACAAUGGAGUUCCGACACAUGCUGGAUAGAUUCGUACUCGUCUACCUCGACGACAUCUUGGUGUACAGCCGGAGUUUGGACGAGCAUGUGGAGCACCUGCGCACCGUUUUGGAGCGGCUACGACAAGCCAAGUACAAAGCCAACCACGACAAAUGGGAAUUCGCGCGGCAAGAGCUAGAGUACUUGAGACAUUAUGUGACGCUGCAAGGCAUCCGUCCGCUCGCGGACAAGAUUGAGGCCAUCCGCGUAUGGCCCAAGCUCACCAACACCACGGACGUUCGCUCAUUCAUGGGGUUGGCAGGCUACUGUCAACGCUUCAUCAUUGGGUACUCAAGGAUUGUCGCACCUAUGACGAGAUUACAAUCGCCAAAGGUGCCAUUCGUAUUCGAUGACGAUGCACGCCGGUCAUUCCAAGCACUCAAGACGGCCAUGCUCAUGGCACCCGUCCUUAGCAUGUACUACCCCACCCCGCCAACGAGACUGACAACCGACUCUUCCGGCUAUGGCAUUGGGGCAGUCUUGGAACAACAGGACGGCGACGAGUGGCACCCCGUGGAGUAUUUCAGGCACAAAGUGCCUCCCAUCAAUUCACUUGAUGAUGCGAGGAAGGAGCUGCUCGCGUUCGUGAUGGCUCUCAAGCGACAGUGGCAAUUCCUCCUUGGGCGUCGUAGGUUCACAUGGGUCACGGACAACAACCCAUUGACCUACUACAAGACGCAGGAUACAGUGAGCAACACGAUCGGACGUUGGAUGUACUUCAUCGACCAAUUUGACUUCACACCGAAACAUCUCGCCGGCCUGUCCAAUCGCGCAGCAGAUGCACUCUCGCGAAGACCCGAUCUUUGCGCUAUGACACAUCAUGCCUUCACAUUUGACGAGGAACUUCAGCAACACUUCAUCCGGGGCUAUGAGUUUGAUCCGGAUUUUUCCACGUUGUAUGCGCAACUAUCUUUGGAUCACCCGCCAGCCAGCCACUAUCGCAUCGCCGACGGGUACUUGCUCCUCCACUCGAGAGGCAAAGACUUAUCGUGUCCCAUGGGACCGUCGUCGUCGGACUCGCCUUCUCGGUGGGCGCGGCCGUACUCGUCGUGUGCAGGUGGCGUGCGCGGGGAGUCCCAGCUAUGGCGCCAGAAUCUGCGAAAUCGUUUUGAGAUGGUCUUCAACAGCUUUGGUGAACACCGAAAUGUCGUUCGGAUACGCCACAACAAACUUAUCCAAGUAUGUCGAGACGCAUUGGUAGAUGAUAUUGUUAAGUACAACAUCCGGGUAGAUCCGCACCUGAAGGAAGAGUCUGAUGAUGCCGAAAUCAGCACACUACACGCCGCCAACAGCCAGCAGCAAACACUCAAUGACCAGCUGCAGACCGAUGUCAGCAUAGGGUUGGCACAACUGUUGACAGCUGCGUCAACGGGCAGCGCAAUGGCAGACUGCAGCCUAGCUUUGGCCGUGCAGGCCAAACAACUCGAGGAGCGGAUCAACCACGUGGUCGCCUCCCUUGGCAACAUCAGCAAGUUUGUUGGAGCGUCGACACUCAGCAAUCAUCUGCAGACGCUCAGCGACCACGUUCAGCAACGGCCGGCCGCUGUCGCCAAGGAAUGGAAGAUGCCGAACUUCAAGAUCGAGAAGUUCGACGACUAUCACAAGACUGAUCCGUUGCAAUGGUGGAUGGCAUUCAACGCAGAGGCGGGCGUGCAUCACACUCCAGCACUGCGGCGGCUUGACGCACUCUACCUCCAACUCAUUGGAGGGGCGCAGGCCUUCAUGACGCACAUGGCAGUCACAUUGGAAUGCACCAUCGCCACCAUCACACCAAGACCAGAAGAAAUGGAAGACCCAGUUCAUGUACCACCUCCGUCAACAGACGGCGGAGUAGCGGUUGUUGACCUUCAUAGCUAUCUUGCGAAGAUCGACCGCGAGUACGCAAUGCAACGGUACGUCGACAUCGACGUGCCGCUCCUCUACAUCCGUAUUCAGAUCAGAAAGGCGACCUCCAGUGCCCUGAUCGAUUGUGGAGCGACUCACAACUACAUCAGCCAAGACUUCAUGGCACGCGCUGGGCUUGGCCCGCGCAUUCGAAGGAAAAGUCAGCCUACGCACGUCACGUUGGCCGAUGGUCACGCGCAAAAGUCAAUCGACCGCUGCGUUGACUCGGUGCCCGUGUACUUUGCCCCGCUAGCAUGCGAGGCCGUGUCAUUCGACAUAUUGGACACUAAGUUCGAUAUGAUCUUAGGCAUGUCGUGGUUGCAAAGCGAAGACCAUCCGGUGAACUUCUAUCGACGCACUGUUCACGUUCGUGACUGGCGUGGCGAAUUAGUCCCGUGUACGGUGCCUCCUCCUCAUCCUUCGAUUGGUUGUCACGUGGUUUCCGCGGCGAGCAUUUGCCAAUCCAUCCGGCGGAACGACAUGGAGGAGAGGGGCAUAUGUUUUCUUCACGCCCUACCACCCGGUGAUCAGCCCAAGACGGUUACGUUGGACCCACGCAUCAUCGAGUUGUUGGACAGCUAUGAGGAUGUCUUCCAAGCUCCCGCCGGAGUAGUACCGGAUCGGCCCAUACGCCACGGGAUCACUCUCGAGGACGGCGUUGUACCUCCGCGCGGAUGUAUCUAUCGCAUGAGCGAAGAGGAGCUUCAAGUGCUUCGGGCACAACUAGACGACCUCUUGGCCAAGGGCUGGAUUCGCCCUAGCUGUUCGCCAUACGGUGGUCCCGUUCUCUUCAUCCGGAAGAAGAACAAGGACCUUCGUUUGUGCAUCGAUUAUCGGAAGCUUAAUGCACAAACAAUCAAGAACGUCGGCCCUCUCCCUCGGAUCGAUGAUCUUCUCGAGCGGCUAGGCGGCGCCAAGUACUUCUCGAAGCUUGACCUAAAGUCCGGAUACCACCAGAUCGAGAUCCAGCCAAGAGAUAGGUACAAGACCGCGUCCAAGACGCGAUAUUGGCACUUUGAGUGGAUCGCCAUGUGUUUCGGUCUCACCAAUGCCCCGACUACUUUCCAAGCGGCUAUGACAAAGGAAUUUUGCGACUUGCUCGACCGCACCGUACUCGUUUACCUUGAUGAUAUCUUGGUUUAUAAUCGGACGCUGGACCAGCACCUCGAGCACCUUCGCGCCGUGUUGGACCGGCUCCGUAUCGCCAAGUACAAGGCAAACCGCGAGAAAUGCGAGUUUGCCCAGCAAGAGAAGUACUUAGGCCAUUACGUUACGCCGCAAGGCAUUCAUCUGCUCGCGGACAAAGUGUACUACCGACGUCCGCUCCUUUCUUGGCUUAGCAUCUUACUACAUGCGCUUCGGCAAAGGGUUUCAGCAAAUCGUUGCACCAUUGUCGCGACUUCAGUCCCAUUGGUGCCCUUCGAAUUCAACGACGAAGCCCGUCAUGCGUUUCAUACGCUGAAGACGGCUUGCUCCAAGCUCCCGUCUUAAGCAUCUAUGACCCGACCUUGCCUACCAAAGUGACUAUGGAUGCUUCCGGUUACGGCAUUGGCGCGG
Chara braunii is the source of this 7749-nucleotide messenger RNA. The record is from the annotation of a GenBank genome assembly. Lineage: Eukaryota; Viridiplantae; Streptophyta; Charophyceae; Charales; Characeae.